Kockovaella imperatae is the source of this 1131-nucleotide messenger RNA. Its product is annotated as Prefoldin subunit-domain-containing protein. Gene Ontology annotation, biological process: microtubule-based process; protein folding; tubulin complex assembly. The transcript is spliced from 5 exons. Bases 1 to 753 code for a protein of 250 amino acids. NCBI's taxonomy places the organism in Eukaryota, Fungi, Basidiomycota, Tremellomycetes, Tremellales, Cuniculitremaceae. Gene Ontology annotation, molecular function: tubulin binding. Gene Ontology annotation, cellular component: cytoplasm; prefoldin complex. The record is from RefSeq and is a predicted model, not a curated record.
AUGUCUGCCGGAAUCCAAGCUGGGUCUUCAAAAGGGUCCCAGCAAAUGGAAGUGAAUGCCCGUGGGAUUCCGAGAGCUCCUUUCGUCUCCAACGUGGAGGGGUAUGUAGGAGGUACAGGCGCGGACGUUCAGUCGACCAUCCAAAAGUUUCAAGAGACAUCAUCCAAAUACCGUUACAUGGAUAUCAACCUUCAACAACGUCGUAAAGCUCUGACAUCCAAGAUUCCAGACAUCGAAAACACCUUACGCAUAGUCAAAUUCCUGCAAAACAGGCGGAAAAAGGCUCUCGGAGAACCUUUUGAGGAGGAGGAGGAGAAGGGCGGGAGUUUGGGUGGAGGCGAGGACGAUGACGAUCUAGAUGAUUUGCUGGACGAUGAUGACGAUGAGGACAAUGUUGCGGUCAAGGGCGAGGAAGCACCUCUGAAGACGUUGUUCGAGCUCAACGAUACGCUGUACGCAGAAGCUGAGGUAGAGGAGACGGGGGAAGUUGGCAUUUGGCUAGGAGCCAACACCAUGCUCACUUAUCCAUUACAAGAAGCUAUCGACCUACUGGAAGGCAAGCUUGGGUCUGCGAGAAAGAGUUUAGAGGAAGUCCUGGAAGAUCUCGAGUGGAUUCGGGAGCAAGUUACAGUGAUGGAAGUCAACUUUGCGAGGGUUCAUAACUGGGAUGUCAAGCGGAGAAGAGAGCAAAAAGCACAGUCUGGACUCGUCGAAUCCAGCAAGAAGGAUCGAGAAGAUUCAGAUGAGGACUAAGAUGGCCGUCCUGAUGGUGCAUGAACCUGGAUCAUGUGGGCUAUCCCGAUCGCUCAUCUCAAGCCAACGUCUGUGCGAGAUCCAUGAGCUGUUUUCGAAUGUUGUUUCGGUUCAGGGCGAGCUGGGACUUGAUCUGCUGCUUCGUCAAACCAGUCUGAGGCUACCUUCAGUGUUCGCACAGGAGCUCGAGGACACGAAAGGCGCUCUUUGGACUCACGAUUGCCAUGAGCGCUUCCAGAUCGAUACUCUGCACACCCUUGCUGAUAAUCUCCUUCGCGAUAGCUUGUUUGUUACUCUGAGGCAGUUUGAGUUUUGGCGAGAACGUUGAAGGGGUCUUCGAGCUGUCCUUGGACUCUUUCUUGACCUUUUUCAAAGGUG